Nematostella vectensis (starlet sea anemone) is the source of this 792-nucleotide messenger RNA. RefSeq lists its product as uncharacterized. Lineage: Eukaryota; Metazoa; Cnidaria; Anthozoa; Actiniaria; Edwardsiidae. The transcript has a single exon. The record is from RefSeq and is a predicted model, not a curated record. Bases 1 to 792 code for a protein of 263 amino acids.
AUGGAAAAGUAUGGAGUUCCAGAGAAGAUUAUACGCAUUGUGAGGCUGUUUUAUGAAGAUUUCCAGUGUGCGGUCGAAGAUCAGGGUGAAAUAGGAGAAUGGUUCAACAUAAAGACGGGGGUAAAGCAAGGCUGCAAUAUGUCGGGCUUUAUGUUUCUAUUGGUCAUGGACUGGAUAUUGCGAAGGUCAGUUGGAAAAGGAGAAAAUGGAAUACGAUGGAAAUUUACAUCUAAACUGGACGAUUUAGACUUUGCGGACGACCUAGCAUUGCUUUCCUCGACAAAACACCAUAUUCAGGAGAAGACAGCAAAGCUGGACGGCGAGGCUAGGCGAGCGGGAUUGAAAAUAAACUUAGAAAAGACGAAGAUGCUAAGGAUAAAUGCGAAACAGAAUGGAAAUAUUGUGAUCAAUGGAAAAGAAAUCGAAGAUGUCAGCGAGUUUACGUACCUAGCAGCAAAAGUUUGCAGAGAGGGUGGUGGAAUGAAAGAUCUCAGAAAUAGAUCAUCAAAAGCAAGGAGUGUGUACAAAAGGCUGAAACGUAUAUGGGACUCAAAGAAGAUCAUGAGACGGACAAAGAUAAAGAUUUACAAGUCGUUGGUACUUUCGGUUUUAUUGUACGGUUGCGAGACGUGGAAGAUGAACAACAAAGAUGAUAAAUUGCUAGAUGUAUCCCAACAGAAGUGUUUGAGAAGGAUAUUGAAGAUUAGUUGGGAAGACCAUGUAACGAAUGAAGAGGUACAGAGAAGAACUGGAGUGCAUCAAUUGAGCAGUGAAGUGAAGAGACGGCGAUAG